AUGAGACUGAAGCUCAGGAAUAUUUUUCUUGUGUAUUUUGUGGUGUCCAGUGCUGGUCUUCUGUACGCUCUGCUACAACUCGGCCAGCAAUGUGACUGUACGCACCUAGUGAACUCUGCUAAUGAUGUCUUAAAAAAGGAACGACCGCACCAUCGUGGCAAAGAGAACUUGCCUAUUAUAUAUGUAGUAACUCCAACUUAUGCAAGGCCCCAUCAGCGAGCUGAGCUUACCCGUCUAUCUCAGACAUUACUUCUAGUACCUUCCCUGCACUGGAUUCUAGUGGAGGACUCUGUGGAACGUACGGCUGCAGUGACUGAGCUCCUGGCACAGAGUGACUUGCUUUACACACACUUGAAUGUUCAGACUCCACCAGCAAUGAAACUGAAAGACUCUGAUCCAAACUGGCUAAAACCACGUGGAGUGGAGCAGCGAAAUGAAGCAUUACGCUGGCUACGUGAACACCGGGCCCCUGGAGACCGCGGAGUCGUGUACUUUGCAGAUGAUGACAACACCUACAGUGUAAAGAUCUUUCAGGAGAUGCGUCAUACCCAGAAAGUGUCUGUCUGGCCUGUUGGGCUGGUUGGAGGUCUGAAAUAUGAGGCACCACUUGUUGAUAAUGGUAAAGUAGCUGGCUUCCACACCACCUGGAAGACACACAGGCCUUUCCCAAUUGACAUGGCAGGAUUUGCAGUGUCCCUUUCAUUACUGCUAACCCAUCCAAAAGCAAAAUUUGACCCUGAUGCCGAGAGAGGUUUUCUGGAAAGCAGUUUAUUGAGCCAACUUGUGACAGUGAGAGAACUGGAGCCACGAGCGGAUAAUUGCACUAAGGUCUGGGUGUGGCAUACAAGGACGGAAAAACCAAAGCUCAAGCAGGAAGAUUUGCUGGAAAAACAAGGGAGGGGAUCCAACCCCAAAAUAUUGGUGUGA
Staurois parvus is the source of this 927-nucleotide messenger RNA. The record is from the annotation of a GenBank genome assembly. NCBI's taxonomy places the organism in Eukaryota, Metazoa, Chordata, Amphibia, Anura, Ranidae.